UGCGUCGGAAAAAGUUUACCGAAUGGUCUUCACUUUGCAGCCACGACAUGCCUAAGAUCAUAUCGAACUUAGUGUCCAAUAUGUCGAAUGACACGGCCUCGCAUGCUACCGGGGCAAAGUACACGGGCACGGAGUCAACGCAGCAGUCGAUUGGCUUUUGCGUGUCACCAUCGGCCAACGUGACGUGCGUAGGCAGUCGAUUGACUUCCCCUCCAUGCCCUUCGUCAAGAGGUUCCAACGGAUCGCUGCACCAUUGUUGCGACUUCAGUCCCCCUUGGUGCCCUUUGAAUUCACUGACGAAGCCCAGCACGCGUUCCAUACGCUGAAGACGGCGUUGCUUCAAGCUCCCGACUUGAGCAUCUAUGACCCGACCUUGCCAACCAAAGUGACUACGGAUGCUUCCGGCUACGACAUUGGCGCGGUUUUGGAACAGCAUGACGGUACAGACUGGCAUCCGGUUGAGUACUUCAGCCAAAAGGUGCCGCCCAUCAAUUCCCUUAAUGAUGCGAGGAAGAAGGAACUGCUAGUUCUCAUCACGGUACUUAAGCGUUGGCGUCACUUUCUCCUCGGGCGUCGACGAUUCACGUGCGCAACAGACAACAAUCCGUUGACUUAUUACAAGACGCAAGACACGGUGAGCAGCACGAUUGGUCGCUGGAUGUAUUUCAUUGACCAGUUCGACUUCACCUCCAAGCAUAUUCCGGGGCCCUCGAACAAGGCAGCGGAUGCUCUCUCGCGAAGACCCGAUCUUUGCACCUUGGUGCACUCCACAUUCGGCCUCGAUGAGGACCUGCAACAACAUUUCAUAAACGGCUACAAGUCGGAUCCGGGAUUCUCCACACUCUAUGCGGACUUAUCAUCGGAUCACCCGCCGACAAGCAGUUAUCGCAUCACCGACGGCUACGUGCUCCUCCAUAUGCGAGGCAAGGACUUGUUGUGUGUUCCCCAAGACCGCAUCUUGCGCACUCGCCUCCUUGGCGAAUACCACGAUUCGCGGCUGGCGGGACACCUUGGCAUCGCUCGCACACUUGCACGACUCCGCCAGCGUUUCCACUGGCCGGACAUCAUCAGCAACGUCAACCGGUAUAUUCAGUCAUGUGCAGUUUGCCACCGGAACAAAGGGCGCCAUCGGCUCCUAUACCGCGAACUGAAACCAUUGCCGAUUCCUCGGGAAGCAGGUCUCUCCAUUGCCAUGGAUGUCACCGGUCCUUUCCCUUGCGAUCGCCUUGGCGAUGAUGGUAUUCUCACGGUCGUCGACCGUUUAAGCAAGUACGCUCGAUUUCUUUCAUGCAAGUAUCAUGCGACGACUCCCGAGCUUGCACGUUUUUUGCAUACCGGCUGGUUUUGCAGCCACGGCGUUCCAGAAGACAUCGUCAGCAACCGCGACACUCGUUUCAUGUCAGCCUUUUGGACGACACUUAUGGUGGAAUCCGGCACCAACAUGAAACCGAGUUCCACACGGCAUCCUCAAAUGGAUGGGCAAACAGCACGUGCACACCAGAGUGCGCAGAUGAUGCUCCGCACACUCAUCCGCCCGGAUCAAAAGAACUGGGUUGACCGUCUUCCCGACAUCGAGAUCGCCUCACUUCGGUGCACCCGGCGAUCGGCGUGACUCCAUUCGAGUUGCAUCACAGUGGACAGAAAGGCCGUAUCUUCGCAAACAUUUUGCUUCCACAGGCUGCCGAUAUC
Molecule: messenger RNA, 1689 nt
Organism: Chara braunii
Lineage: Eukaryota; Viridiplantae; Streptophyta; Charophyceae; Charales; Characeae
Source: the annotation of a GenBank genome assembly